This is a messenger RNA of Quercus robur (English oak), 678 nucleotides long. RefSeq names its product probable receptor-like protein kinase At5g18500. The transcript has 5 exons. NCBI's taxonomy places the organism in Eukaryota, Viridiplantae, Streptophyta, Magnoliopsida, Fagales, Fagaceae. The record is from RefSeq and is a predicted model, not a curated record. Gene Ontology annotation, biological process: protein phosphorylation. Gene Ontology annotation, molecular function: ATP binding; protein kinase activity. The coding region runs from base 1 to 678 and encodes 225 amino acids.
AUGAAAAAGUGCUUUAGUACUCCAGCAGAAUGCCAAUUUGUUUAUGUAAAAGGAAAAGUAUACAAAGGCGUGCUCUCAAAUGGUCAGCGUAUUGCAGGGAAGCAUAUAAUCAACGAUGGACAUGUAGAGACAUUUGUUAGGGAAGGCACAAGUCUUUCUCAUGUCAGGCAUCCAAACCUUGUAAGAUUGAUAGGCUAUUGUGAGAAUCAUGAUGAAUAUUUCCUAGUUUAUGAGCUGUGCCACAAUGGCAACCUCUCAGAGUGGCUGUUUGGAAAAGCUAAAGUUCUCUCAUGGAUACAAAUAGUUGAGAUUGCAAUUGAUGGUGCUAGGGGCCUCUGGUUUCUCCACACUUACCCAGAAGGCUGCAUUGUUCACCGUGAUAUCAAGCCAACAAACAUUCUCAUCGAUGCUAACUUUCGAGCAAAACUCUCAGACUUUGUGUUAUCUAAAGUUAUGGAGGUGGAUCAGUCCCAUGUUAGCUCAGAAGUCAGAGGAACAUUUGGUUAUGUUGACCCUGAAUACCGUAAAAACCACCAUGUAAAUGCUUCAGGUGAUGUUUACCGUUUUGGGGUAGUGCUCCUUCAGCUUCUCUCAGGGCAGAGGGCUAGAUUCCUCGCAAGAGGUGGUGAUAUAACACAAUUAGCUGAUCCAAAACUUAAUGGGGAGUACUGGAUUUGA